Ooceraea biroi (clonal raider ant) is the source of this 2032-nucleotide messenger RNA. RefSeq names its product clavesin-1. NCBI's taxonomy places the organism in Eukaryota, Metazoa, Arthropoda, Insecta, Hymenoptera, Formicidae. Gene Ontology annotation, molecular function: phosphatidylinositol bisphosphate binding. The record is from RefSeq and is a predicted model, not a curated record. Gene Ontology annotation, cellular component: membrane.
GCGUAGGCGAACAUAUCGAGUUGUCCUGUCGAGAGGAACAGUUCAUCGCCAGUCAGUCAGUCAGUCCGUUUGAAGAUCUUGUGAAAUCAAGAAGGAACUGGGAAAUAGUGAAGAGAAAAGCAUCAGAUUGAAAAUGUCUUUCACUAUAGAAUUAAAUCCACCUGGGCCUGAAGCUAGGGCCCUGGCCGAGAAGGAACUCCGGGAGACCGACGAGAACGUGAAAAAGGGCAUCGAAACUCUAAGGAAACUCCUCGAAGAGGACAAGACGAUUUUCUACAGCACCGAUGAUGAUUUCCUCAUGAUCUUCCUCCGGCCAUGCAAAUUCUACCCGGAGAGUGCCUUACAGCUCAUGAAACGCGUCGCAGAGUUCAAGGACAAGAAUGCAGCUUUGUUGAACAACCUGAUGCCGAACGAUGAGAAGGAAGGCUUCAUGGAGCAUAAUAUCAUUAACGUGAUGAAAGGUAAAGAUCAUAAACAUCGCAGAAUACUGAUGAUGAAUGUCGGCAAACCUUGGGAUCCUUCUAAGAUCACGUGCGACCAGAUGUUCCGAAUGCUUUAUCUUAUCCACGAGCUGGCUAUGCAGGAACCCGAGUCACAGAUUUACGGUAGCGUGGUGAUAAUGGAUUUCGAUGGGCUCUCCAUGAAACAAGUUAUGGGACUGACGCCAACUUUCAGCAUGAGAUUGCUUACUUUUAUUCAAGAUGCUAUGCCACUGCGCUUGAAGGAGGUUCAUAUUGUGAAGCAACCGUUCCUGUUUAAUAUGGUAUGGCAAAUGUUCAAACCGUUCGUCAGAGAGAAAUUGAAGAAGCGCAUGUUCUUCCAUGGUACCAAGAUGUCAUCUCUUCAUUCUCAUAUCCCUGCAACUCAUCUACCGAAAAAUUACGGCGGUGAAUUACCAGAGAUAGAUUACACCGGCGCUGACUGGUAUCCAGAAAUGAUCAAACACGAGCAAAAAAUUCGAGAAUGGAACACAUACGGAUCUCGCAAGGAUUAAUAAUCCUCGUUCUCGUGGCCUUAUGAAGUGAUAUUAUUAAAUAUUUUUUUAGAAUUCGAUAUAGAUAGGAUUUUGAAAAAUAUAAUGUACUUUAUAUGAUGUAACAGUACAAUAUAUAUUUUUAUACAUAUAUUUCAUACGUGUUUAAAAUAAUUUUUUACUGAUAGAUAAUGAUACAUAGUUAUAGAAACGAAUAAACUUAAUUGCAGUAAUUCACAAACUUAUAAAUAUAUUCGAAAUUUUUAUUUACAUUAACCGACAUUAAAUUUACAAUAUUAGGUGUGCUUGCAAAAAUUCGUAAAAUUACCUUUAAAUGUAACGUUCUCUUCGAAACUAUGAAUUAUCAACCUGUCAUCCAUUCUGAUCGAAUAUAGUCAACAAUUAAAAACUAAAAAGGAACUUAAGGAAAAAAAUUAUUAAAUCGCCGCUACAGUUCAUAAUUUUACGAACUUUUGCAAACAUAUGUUAUAAUAUAUAUGUUCCGUACUUUUAUAUAUAUCGCUUUUUUUUAUUAUGAUUUCGUUUGGGUAUUUCGCGGCGUUAUACGUCACUGGGCUAUUGUCGCCGUUUCGUUGUUUUUCCCGAGUCGCGCGGCGCGAACGCGAGCUCGUAGAACCAGAACGAGUCCGUACGGGCAUGCGAACAGAAGCAGAAGCAGCCCAAGUAUAUUUUUAUAUAGUGCGAUUAGUGGACUGUAAAAAGUAAAAUCGUUUGUGCUCUAAAUAUAAUAAGUAAAACGAAGCUCAAAAUAUUUUCUCGCCCCACCUGGAAAUACGUGGAGACGAGGGCGUCAUUACAGACGCGGCGGAUCGACACGACACAGGGUCGUGGCUCGAUUGCAUCGAAAGGUGCGACACCGCGCACGAGGCACGGAAGCUUCACAAAACAAUAUAAUAUGUAGAACAAUAUGUAGAAUGCACUGUUUUAUACAUCAUACAUUGUUAUAACAUAUUUUGUAAUAUUGUAACUGCAAUUAAAUAACUGCAAUUAAGUAUGCUAUGUUGAACUUGAAAAUUAAUAAAAAAACGUAUGGGUAUU